CCAUCCCACUGCUGGAUUUCAAGAACACACAAUGGCAGACAAAAUUAAGAAAUUCUUUCAAAAGAAGAAGAUGGAAGCUAAUUUUAAAAGGGCUGGCCCAGGACAUAAGUUAACUGAAAAUACAUCCUCAUCAAGAUCACUAUCUGUUGCUGAAACUCCUGCUGCACCCCGUGCUCCAAUGUCUGAUGAAGCUCGUCAGGCAGCGGAAGCUGCCAUGGCAAGAAUAAACACUGGUAAAAGACCGGACCAGGCAGCAUUCCAAACAUCCCUAGCAGCUAUCCAGUCCCAAGUACGUCGAGAACUGGAGGCAGAAAAGAAACAAGCUGCCUUAGCGUCAGGCACUGCUUCGUCAUCCCAGGAAUCUGUAUCAAAGUCUGCGACACCCGUAGAGGUUGAGGCUAGCCCACACCUAGCAGUGCAAGGAGUGUUCUUCCGCUGUCCACUAAUCAGUAAUGAAGUCCUAUCAAAAGAUGAAUGGACACCAAAAAUUCGUGAAUUUCUUUUUGAAAACUUAGAGGCAGAAAAGGGGCUUACAGCUUGUCUUAUCAUUCACUCGUGUAAUAAGGGCCGAGAAAAGGUCAAUAAUUGUGUUACAACCAUUCAAAAAUAUCUGGAUAACAUCAUUAGGAAUCCAAAUGAUGAAAAGUAUCGGCGCAUUAAGCUGAACAACAGAGUCUUUCAAGAAAAAGUCUCACCUCUUGAAGGCACCACAGAAUUUCUAGAAGCUGCUGGAUUUGUGAAACAAAAGCUCACUGUAAAUGACACAGAAGAAGAGUUUUUUGUCAUCUCUGAUGUGUGUGAUGAUGUCCUAGAAAACCUCCAGAUGUUAUAUGAUGCAUUAGGAAGUGCUGAACCAGUUCAGCUUGAACUUGACCGCAAUCUCUCAGUUUUAUAUCCAUCGCAAGCUGCAAAACGAGUUGAAUUGCCUCCAGUAUUUUUCAAUAUUACAGCAGAGGAACUUAAGAGGGAACAACAACUCAAGUCUGAAGGAAUGGAACGUAGCAUGAUGCUGAGAACGAAGGCAAUGAGAGAAAAAGAGGAAAUGAGAGAAAUGAAAAAAUACCGAUUUGCUCUAAUUCGAGUAAGGUUUCCUAAUGGUAUCCUUCUCCAGGGUACUUUUGGAGUUCAUGAAAAGAUUUCCUCAAUCUUGGAGUUUGUCCGAGAAAACUUAGAGGAUGAAGAAUUGAAGUUUUCUCUCACAACACCUUCCGGCCACAGACUGACAGCUGAGGAUGAGCAGUGUUCUUUGGUUGAUCUUCGACUCGUUCCUGCAACUAUCCUAAUUUUUUCUGCUGACUCAGAUGGUCAGUCUGACCGAAACAAAAUGUUUUUAAAAGAAGAUGUCAUGAUUCUUGUGCAACCAAUUAGUUAAACACACAAAUGAUAGACAAUUUUUAACAUAACAUGUGUAACUACUUUGAAUUUUAAAAUUUUCGGGCUCUGUCACUUUAAGUAUUUGCAAGCUGCAUUUUGUUUGGUUGUCAUUGUCAUUUUAUUUGCAUCUUGAUUUGCAUUUAUUUAUCUUCCAAUCGGGUAAAUAUCAAUUGCUACCCAUGUAAUAUUGUUUGAUCAUAUUUUUAUCCUGCACUCUUAGUUAGAAAUUCCCAAUGUUAUGCUGUGCUUUUAUGUGCUAUUUAAGCAUCAAGCUUGCUCUCAUGAUGAGAUUUUUUUUGUAAGUAACAUAGAGUCUAUCUCUACUUUUAAUGCAGCCAUAAAUUUUGAGGCAGUUGAUCUCAUCAUUGCAUGGUAUAAUACCUCACUAAAGAGUUACAUGUAAUACAUGAAUUUCAAUAAUUAAUCUCUGUGAUUUUUCCAAAGUUCAAAGUAAAUUCGAAAUUAAAGUACUGUAACUUCUUUUACACUGUGUCAAACUUUGAUAUUGAUCACACAUGUUAUAUUUUCUGCACAAUUUUAUUUAUUUCUGAGGGUUUAGUUUUUUUUUUUUUUUUCUAUCAAAUGAUGUGACUGCAGUAGUAUUUGUAUUGAGCCUAAUCUAGUGGACAUUCCUGCUUGUCCCAUGUAUUUGUUCUGAGUUGUUAACAGUGAAGAACCUCACUGCAAAUGAAUUCACUUUUGAUUAUGAAUAAAGUAAUUACCAGUAA
This is a messenger RNA of Thrips palmi, 2102 nucleotides long. RefSeq names its product UBX domain-containing protein 6 (gene Gint3). Gene Ontology annotation, cellular component: cytoplasm. The transcript has 7 exons. Bases 32 to 1372 code for a protein of 446 amino acids. NCBI's taxonomy places the organism in Eukaryota, Metazoa, Arthropoda, Insecta, Thysanoptera, Thripidae. Gene Ontology annotation, molecular function: protein binding. The record is from RefSeq and is a predicted model, not a curated record.